Molecule: messenger RNA, 728 nt
Organism: Periophthalmus magnuspinnatus
Lineage: Eukaryota; Metazoa; Chordata; Actinopteri; Gobiiformes; Gobiidae
Exons: 7
Coding region: 1-636 (211 amino acids)
Source: RefSeq, a predicted model, not a curated record
AUGCAGAACUGCCACAUCAGCAUCUCAGGAUCUUUGCGUCAGGCAAGACACUUCGCCACUGCGCCAAGUGUUAAGGGCGUGUGCGAGAGCGAUUGGCGGAGGUCGGAGGAGCCGGUGACGCAGAUUGGCAGCUGUACUUCGGUCAGUCGUAUUGAGAAGCCCAUGGCGCAGGGUCCUCCGGGCGGAGUCAUCGGGGUCCUGGGAGGGGUGGUGGCCAUCGGUCUCAUCAUUGGAGUGGGGGUGACUGUUUUCAUGGUCCAUCGACGACAGCAGAAGACUCGUACUGAGACAGAUAAUGACCUGACCGACCUCCCACCUGCACACAAGCCUGCCCCACCCAAGAAGAAGAACAGCGACAUGAAGGGCCACUUGACUUCUGACGACAUACAGGUGGUUCAUCUGGACAAGGAAGAGGAAAUGCAGAAGCUUCCUCUCCAGCCUCCUUAUUACGACAUGGCGCCCUCUGAGUCCACCGCCUUCACUGAUAAGCCGAACUCUGGCCACAAGGACUGUGAUGUCCAGUAUGCGGAGCUGGAUACUGCAGCUUUGGCCUCCUCUCCCAGCCCACGAAGCUCAGCUCACACUGGCCCUGGGGACCUUGUCGAGACCCCGGGAGACGUCCAGAGGAGCUGUUGAACCCGGGUGAAUACAUCAACUACCAGCCUGUGUGCAACAUGGGGGAGCCCUACCCCGAACCCCCGCCCGCUCAGCCUUACCCCCCUGUCACC